CUGCGCAUGCGCUUUAUCUCACCUUUUCCGCAAACAUCAGUUUUGUGUUUACUUCCCUUUUUAAUGACUUAGUGUUUUAACCGACAUUUCUUCGUCAAAUGAGGGUCGACCAUUCGUAUGUGGUUGUAAUCGCGACCCUUUCCACGCUCGUUUCCCCCCGGUGUUGUCUAAAUGUGCGCCGGGAUGACACUCAGACCAAGUUGAACGGCUCCGCGGUUGAUUUCGACUCGUUCAGAGAGCAGUUUCUCCGCAUCUCUGAAGUCGGCAGAGAAGAAUUUCGCUUGCGCCAGCUCCAUUUUCAGAGUGCUACAAAGCGGCAUGCGUACCUGAAUUCAUUCUCCACAGCACCACAGUCUGCCAAAUACGGCAUCAACCAGUUCUCUGACCUCUCACAGAAGGAAUUCAGAGAUCUGUACCUGCGAGCAAGCGCUGACAGAGCUCCUCUCUUCCCUGGACUGAAGACACAGGGGCUCCCGGCCAAAUUUGACUGGAGAGACAAAGCAGUGGUGGCACCGGUCCAGAACCAAGAAGCAUGUGGGAGCUGUUGGGCAUUCAGCGUGGUCGGCGCAAUGCAGUCCGUCCAUGCGAUUGGGGGCUCCCAGCUGGUGCAGCUCAGUGUGCAGCAGGUUCUGGACUGCUCCUUUCAAAAUGAAGGCUGCAAUGGAGGCUCCCCAGUCCGGGCUCUGAAUUGGUUAAAGCAAACCAGAGUGAAACUGGUGCCUCAGUCAGAGUAUCCCUACAAGGCCGAGACAGGAAUCUGCCAUUUUUUCUCUCAGUCACACGGGGGUGUUUCUGUGAAGAACUUUACUGCACAUGAUUUCAGUGGUCAAGAGGAGGCCAUGAUGGGUCAGCUGGUGAAGCAUGGCCCCUUGGUUGCCAUCGUGGAUGCUGUAAGCUGGCAGGAUUACCUGGGUGGAAUCAUCCAGCACCACUGCUCCAGCCAAUGGUCUAACCAUGCUGUCCUGGUUGUUGGAUACAACACCACUGGUACAUGCUGUCACUGCACUGGCACGAGGGAUAUUCCGUACUGGAUUGUGCAGAACUCCUGGGGAUCCACAUGGGGGAACGAAGGUUAUGUUUAUAUAAAAAUUGGUGGUAACGUUUGUGGUAUUGCAGAUUCUGUGGCAGCAGUUUUUCUCUGACAGGAUCCCGUUCAUUCUUGUCUCUGUCAUUGAAUGUGUUUGUGUGAGUGACUGUUCACUGCUGCCAAAGUUUAAAUCUGUUUGUCUUCAAGUGUCACUUUAAAUAGUGUUUUUUUUUUUAUUAUUAUUAUU
This is a messenger RNA of Chelmon rostratus (copperband butterflyfish), 1274 nucleotides long. It is a transcript of the gene ctso, whose product is annotated as cathepsin O. Gene Ontology annotation, cellular component: lysosome. The coding region runs from base 99 to 1142 and encodes 347 amino acids. Lineage: Eukaryota; Metazoa; Chordata; Actinopteri; Chaetodontiformes; Chaetodontidae. The record is from RefSeq and is a predicted model, not a curated record. Gene Ontology annotation, molecular function: cysteine-type endopeptidase activity. The transcript has 8 exons.